This is a messenger RNA of Arachis duranensis, 1683 nucleotides long. RefSeq names its product isoflavone 2'-hydroxylase-like. The record is from RefSeq and is a predicted model, not a curated record. Bases 51 to 1553 code for a protein of 500 amino acids. Gene Ontology annotation, molecular function: iron ion binding; oxidoreductase activity, acting on paired donors, with incorporation or reduction of molecular oxygen; heme binding. Lineage: Eukaryota; Viridiplantae; Streptophyta; Magnoliopsida; Fabales; Fabaceae. The transcript has 2 exons.
CUUCACGUCAAACCCUACAUACAGAGCCAAAUUUAUUGAGAUAAAGCAUAAUGAUGGAACUUUCUUAUUAUAACUCUCUUCUUCUGUUCGUUGUUUUCAUCGCUUCUUACAAGCUAUUCACAAAGAGAUUCAAAAACCUACCACCAUCUCCACCGUCUCUUCCUCUAAUCGGCAACCUCCACCUCCUGAAACCACCCGUUUUCCGCACCUUCUACGCCUUAUCACAAAAAUACGGUCCCAUUUUCUCGUUCCGCUUCGGUUCCCAACUCUCCGUGGUCGUUUCCUCCGCCUCCUUGGCCGAAGAAUGUUUUACCAAAAACGACAUCGUCCUCGCGAACCGUUUCCGUUCCGCCAAGACCAAGCACCUAACCUACAACAACACCGUGGUGAUAACUUCGCCGUACGGCGACCACUGGCGCAACCUCCGCCGCAUCUGCUCCCUGGAGAUCCUCUCCACUCAGCGUCUCAACUCUUUUACGGGAAUCCGAAGGGACGAAACGGCGAGGUUGGUUCGGAGCUUGAGUGAGGGGUUAUGCGAGGGCUUCACGAGAGUUGAAGUGAGAUCGAAAUUGACGGAGCUAACGUUCAACACGAUCAUGAGAAUGGUGAGUGGGAAACGGUACUACGGGGAAGAAUGCGAUGGUACGAGUGCGGAGGAGGCGAAGAAGUUCAGGGAUGUGAUGGAUGAUAUGGCGAAGUUCGGAUUGAGUUCGAAUCUUGGGGAUUUUGUGCCUGUGGUUCGGUUGUUCGAUUUCAGUGGUGAUAAUAGAAAACUCCAAAUAAUUGGUGAGAAGAUGGAUGCUCUGUUCCAAGGGCUGAUCGAUGAGCAUAGAAGCAAGAAGGAAAGUUCAAACACCAUGAUAGAUCACUUGCUCUCCUUUCAAGAAUCUCAACCAGAGUAUUACACCGAUCAAAUUAUCAAAGGGCUUAUCAUGGCCAUGAUGGUAGCUGGAACAGAGACUUCGGCUAUAACAAUAGAAUGGGCAUUGUCGAAUCUGUUAAACCAUCCACAAGUGUUGGAGAAAGCAAGGAUGGAGUUGGACACUCAUGUUGGACAAGACAGGCUCUUAGAAGAAGACGACCUUACCAAAUUAACCUACCUUCAUAACAUAAUCUCUGAGACUUUGAGACUCUACCCUGCAGCGCCAAUGCUAUUGCCUCAUCUCUCCGCUCAGGACUGCACCCUUGGAGGCUACCAUGUGCCACGUAAUACUCUGGUUUUUGUCAAUGCGUGGGCCAUCCAUCGGGACCCGGACUUGUGGGCCCAAUCUUCAACUUUCAUGCCUCAAAGAUUUGAGAAUGCUGACGCCAACAAUAACCCUUAUGGCUUCAUGCCGUUUGGGAUGGGGAGGAGGGCGUGUCCUGGCUCCGGCCUGGCCCAGAGAACCCUGGGCUUGACUUUGGGCUCUUUGAUACAAUGCUUUGAUUGGAAGCGGAUUGGGGAGGAAGAAGUUGACAUGACAGAAGGACACGGAACUCUGAUGUCAAAGGCUAUUCCAUUGGAGGCCCAAUGUAAAGCCCGUCCAAUCAUCACCAAGAUUUUCUCUCAAUGAGAUGUGAAUAAUGUAUGAUUGUUUUCCAUUGAUUUAGUAGCUUUACUUUUAAAUUUUAAAAAGAAAAAGAAUGUAUAAUUUUUAUAUUUGAGAAAUAUAUGAAGCUUUUCCUAUUUAUUAACAAGUUAAA